Messenger RNA from Nicotiana attenuata, 1041 nucleotides. Its product is annotated as probable carbohydrate esterase At4g34215. The transcript has 3 exons. The record is from RefSeq and is a predicted model, not a curated record. The coding region runs from base 1 to 1041 and encodes 346 amino acids. Lineage: Eukaryota; Viridiplantae; Streptophyta; Magnoliopsida; Solanales; Solanaceae.
AUGACAGGAAGUUUAGAGUUGUCAUUUUCUGCAAGGCUUGCAUUGUUUUUCUUCAAGCAGCUUGGGCAUAGGAUGUACAGCCCAUACCUCACUUUACCAAUUACUAGAGGCCUCUUCAUUGAAGGGGCCUGCAAUACACAACAAAGUUUGAAAAAGGCAACAAGAUGGGUCAAUACCGCAGAUCUAGCAAAUGUUUCAACUUCACUUGUCCAAAACAUAUUCAUAUUAGCCGGACAAAGUAACAUGUCCGGCCGAGGUGGUGUCACUAACCAUGGCCAAAAUGGCAUAGUUAAUGAAACAUGGGAUGGUACAAUUCCACCAGAAUGUCAAUCCAACCCAAAUAUCCUCAGACUUAGUGCAGGAUUUACAUGGGUUGAAGCUCAAGAACCACUUCACCAAGACAUAGAUUUGGGUAAAGUUUGUGGGGUUGGGCCAGGAAUGUCAUUUGCAAAUUCAGUUCUUGAGAAAGAUCCAAGCUUUGGAGUGAUUAGUUUGGUGCCUUGUGCUAUUGGGGGUACAAAUAUAAGUGAAUGGGUUCGUGGGGGUGUUUUGUAUAAUCAGAUGAUAAGAAGGACAGAGGCUGCGUUGCAAGGAGGUGGGAAGCUCCAAGCUUUGCUAUGGUACCAAGGUGAGAGUGAUACCCAGACUCUUGAGGAUGCCAAAUUGUACAAAUUUAGAUUGAAGAGAUUAUUCAAGAAUGUGCGCCGUGAUCUACAGUCACCUACUUUGCCUGUGAUUCAGGUAGCACUGGCAUCAUCUCUAGGGCCUUAUAAGGAGCAGGUUAGAAAAGCUCAAUUGGGCAUUAAUCUUCCAAAUGUAAGAACCGUUGAUGCCAAAGGGCUCCCAGUGGGGAUGGAUUACGUGCACAUUAUCACACUAGCACAAGUUCAUCUUGGGCAGAUGCUGGCUGAUGCCUUCCUUCAGACUCAGACUACUCAAGCCGUGCUUCUGCCUAUUCAGACAGAGACUACUCAGACUAGUAAUGCCCCCAAACGAUGCUCCAAUUUUGUUUUGGAUGUUCUACUUGGUCCAUUUAGAUGA